Synchiropus splendidus (mandarinfish) is the source of this 1920-nucleotide messenger RNA. RefSeq names its product haloacid dehalogenase-like hydrolase domain-containing 5. The coding region runs from base 108 to 1433 and encodes 441 amino acids. The transcript is spliced from 8 exons. Gene Ontology annotation, biological process: glycerophospholipid biosynthetic process. The record is from RefSeq and is a predicted model, not a curated record. Gene Ontology annotation, cellular component: mitochondrion. Lineage: Eukaryota; Metazoa; Chordata; Actinopteri; Syngnathiformes; Callionymidae.
ACAGCGGAGGAGUAAACAAGCUGCGCGGCCGGAGCGAGCCGGCUGCUGCCUCCUACCACUCCGUCAUUUUCAUUUAUCUUUGUCCAACUCGACCGGCCAUACAUGAGAUGAAGGGAUUCCUGCCGCUUUGCCGGGGCCUCGGCGCCUUGAGUCACCGCCGCAGCAGACGAGAAGCCGGUCUUCUCGCUUGUCGGUGCGGUGUUCGCGGAACUCAGACUAUCAGCAAGCCACAGCCGAGCUUCGGCCUGCUGUUCGACAUCGAUGGCGUGCUGGUGCGAGGAAGAAUGCCAAUCCCUGCUGCCAAGAAGGCGUUUGAGAAGCUGGUGGACCCUCAGGGACAGUUUGUGGUGCCCGUGGUGUUUGUGACAAACGCUGGGAACUGCCUUCGCCAGACAAAAGCAGACCAGCUCUCUCACAUCUUGGGUGUACCAAUCACUCAAGAUCAGGUUAUCAUGUCCCACAGUCCUCUCAGGAUGCUAAAGAAGUUCCAUGACAAGUGUGUUCUUGUCUCAGGACAAGGCCCGGUCUUGGAGAUCGCUAAAAACGUGGGGUACAAGAAUGUGGUCAGCAUCGACAUGCUGAGAGAGUCCUUCCCUUUAUUGGAUAUGGUGGAUCACAAUAGGAGGCCCAAGUUGCCAUCAAACCCUGUCGGCAACCCUCCAAAAGUUGAAGCCGUGGUUCUUUUCGGUGAGCCGAUCCGAUGGGAGACCAACCUUCAGCUAAUCAUCGACGUUCUGCUCACCAACGGUAACCUGAGUGGCGCCCAUCUGACCCAAAACACUCUUCAGCUCCCCCUGCUGGCCUGCAACAUGGACCUGAUGUGGAUGGCGGAAGCAAACUCGCCACGGUUCGGCCACGGGACGUUCCUGGUGUGCUUGGAGAACAUCUACAAGAAGAUCACGGGGAAAGACCUCAAGUAUGAGGCUCUGAUGGGGAAACCCAGCGAGCUGACAUAUCAUUUCGCUGAGCACCUCAUUCGAAAUCAGGCUGUGCAGCGGCAGUGGAAGCACCCCAUUACUUCCCUGUAUGCCAUUGGUGACAACCUCAUGACCGACAUCUACGGCGCAAAUCUGUACAACCGCUACCUGGAGGAGAGGGUCACAAGGAAGAACCCCAAAGCUGUUGCAAAGAUGGCGGCUGCUACGGGGUCCACUGCUGCCGUGUCGCAGGAGGAGGAGGUGGACAACCUGUGGGAGAGUGAGCUGGCACUGCCAGCCGCCACGUCCUGCAAGUCCGUCCUGGUCUGCACGGGGGUCUACAACCCCAAAGCGGCAGUGCCGUGCGACGCCAGCCACUGCAUCAAAGAGACGGUUUUUCAUGGGCACCGGGACUUCCGCUUCGACCCGGCGCUGGUGGAGCCGAGCCACAUCGUCCAGGACGUGGCCGGAGCGGUGGACCUCAUCUUUGAGCAGGAGAAGUUUGUGCCUCAGUAGGAAGCGACAGGCGAGCGCCGUAUUAACACUGUGGAGAUGAAAAACAAGCUGAAAGGGCAUCAACGACACGUAGAAUCCUCAAAUUUGUAGAAGCCCAUGUUACUGUUCCUGCCUUUAUUUAAUCUCGGUUCGUAUGAGACGUAACAACUGCCUUAUUUCACCCGUUUUUAGAUGGUUUUAUUGUUUUUGACAAACUCAUCCUUUAUUUAUAAAACUGUUUUUUUAACAACGUCAACUAUAGUUUACAUGUUUACUGUUUUAUCCUGAAAACUAUGCAUGAAUCGAAGAGAGUAUUUGUACUGCAAAAGUCAAAGUGCAAUAUUGUCCUUGAUCAGUAUUGUCUGCAUUUUCAGUAUUAACGUCGCUGUAUCGUGCCGACAUUUCACUGGGCAUCUUUUUAGUUUUCAUUGAUCAAACGCCUGCGUUGACAUUUGUUGUAUGGAACUCAUAUAAAUGUGAAGAAAAUAUAAGAAACAAAAGAUUUGAA